AUGUCCUCCGCCUCAACAACCGUAAAAUCCACCUACCGCGCCAUCCUCCGCGAACUCCCCCGCCGCUCCCUCUCCUCCCCAACACCCCUACACAACCGCAUCCGGGAAGCGUACCGAACGCCAUCACAGACGACGACCGAGGACGCAUCAGCAUCAGAGAGCGAGCUGCGCCGCCUCCAGCAGGCCGAGCAGUUUGCGCAGUAUGCGCGCGCACAGAGGCUGUAUGCUGCGCUUGUUGAUCGGUAUAACCCCGGCAGUCUGAUGGAUGAGGAGGAGCGCGUUAGGCUUACGGCUAGGCGGGUCGGAUUGGAUUUGCCGGAGUUGCAUGGGGAGCAGAAGAAGGGAGGGAAGGGGGAUGGGGAGAAGAGCGAGUGA
Molecule: messenger RNA, 375 nt
Organism: Aspergillus mulundensis
Lineage: Eukaryota; Fungi; Ascomycota; Eurotiomycetes; Eurotiales; Aspergillaceae
Product: LYR motif-containing protein
Exons: 1
Coding region: 1-375 (124 amino acids)
Biological process (GO): mitochondrial proton-transporting ATP synthase complex assembly
Cellular component (GO): mitochondrial matrix
Source: RefSeq, a predicted model, not a curated record